Penicillium waksmanii is the source of this 2700-nucleotide messenger RNA. It is a transcript of the gene mfp, whose product is annotated as putative peroxisomal multifunctional beta-oxidation protein (MFP). The transcript has 3 exons. Bases 1 to 2700 code for a protein of 899 amino acids. Lineage: Eukaryota; Fungi; Ascomycota; Eurotiomycetes; Eurotiales; Aspergillaceae. Gene Ontology annotation, molecular function: oxidoreductase activity. The record is from RefSeq and is a predicted model, not a curated record.
AUGUCCGAUCUACGCUUUGAUAACCAGACGGUCGUCGUCACCGGCGCCGGCGGCGGUCUGGGAAAGGCAUAUGCCAUCUUCUUCGCCUCAAGGGGCGCUAAUGUCGUGGUCAACGACCUCGGUGGUUCUCACAAGGGCGAUGGCAAGUCAUCAAAGGCCGCCGACCUCGUUGUCGAUGAGAUCCGCGCCGCUGGCGGUAAGGCGGUUGCCAACUACGACAGCGUCGAGAAUGGCGAGGCCAUCAUUGAGACUGCCGUCAAGAACUUCGGCCGUAUCGAUAUUCUCCUCAACAAUGCCGGUAUCCUCCGUGAUAUCAGCUUCAAGAACAUGAAGGAUGAGGACUGGGACCUCAUCAACCGCGUUCACACUUACGGCGCAUACAAGUGCGCUCGUGCCGCUUGGCCUCACUUCCGCAAACAAAAGUUUGGCCGCGUUAUCAACACUGCCUCCGCUGCUGGUCUCUUCGGUAGCUUCGGCCAGGCCAACUACUCGGCCGCCAAGCUGGGUCAGGUCGGUUUCACCGAGACUCUGGCUAAGGAGGGUGCUAAGUACAACAUUAUUGCCAACGUCAUUGCCCCCAUCGCUGCUAGCCGCAUGACCGCGACGGUGAUGCCCCCUGAUGUUCUGGACAACCUCAAGCCCGACUGGGUUGUUCCUCUUGUCGCUCGUCUGGUUCACUCCUCCAACACCACCGAGAGCGGUGGCAUCUACGAGGUCGGUGGUGGCCACGUUGCUAAGCUCCGCUGGGAGCGAUCUAAGGGCGCUCUGCUCAAGACCGACGACUCCCUCACCCCCGGAGCUCUGGCCGCUAAGUGGAACGAUGUCAACGACUUCUCCAAGCCCGAGUACCCCUCUGGCCCCGCUGACUUCAUGGCAUAUCUUGAGGAUGGCCUGAAGUUGUCUUCCGCCCCCAAGGCUCAGGAGCCCGACUUCAAGGGCCGUGUUGCUCUUGUUACUGGUGGUGGUGCCGGUCUGGGUCGCGCAUACUGCUUGCUGUUCGCCAAGUACGGUGCCUCCGUUGUUGUGAACGAUCUCGUCAACCCCGACACCGUCGUCGAGGAGAUCAAGAAGGCCGGUGGUAAGGCUGUUGGCAACAAGGCCAACUGUGAGGACGGUGAUGCUGUCGUCAAGUCUGCCAUUGAUGCAUUCGGUCGCAUUGAUAUUCUGGUUAACAACGCCGGUAUCCUGCGUGACAAGGCCUUCACCAACAUGGAUGACAACCUGUGGAACUCCGUUGUCAACGUUCAUCUGCGUGGUACCUACAAGGUCACUAAGGCCGCCUGGCCCUACUUCCUCAAGCAGAAGUACGGUCGUGUUGUCAACACUGCUAGCACCAGCGGUAUCUACGGAAACUUCGGACAGGCCAACUACGCCGCCGCCAAGCUCGGUAUCCUGGGCCUCUCUCGCACUCUCGCCAUGGAGGGUGCCAAGUACAAUAUCAAGGUCAACACCAUCGCUCCCAACGCCGGUACCAACAUGACCCGCACCAUCAUGCCCGAGGAGAUGGUCCAGGCUUUCAAGCCCGACUACGUUGCUCCCCUGGUUGUUCUGCUGAGCUCCGACGCUGCUCCCGAGCCCUCCACCAAGGGUCUGUUCGAGUGCGGUAGUGGUUGGUUCGGCCGCACCCGCUGGCAGCGCUCUGGCGGCCACGGCUUCCCCGUGGACGUCAAGCUCACCCCCGAGGAGGUCCUUGCCAAGUGGCCUCAGAUCACCAACUUCGAAGACGGCCGUGCCGACCACCCCGAGGAUGGCUCUGCUGGCACUGAGAAGAUCAUGGCUAACAUGUCCAACCGCGCCGGUGGCAGCGGUGAGAACGAGACCCUGGCCAACAUCGAGAAGGCCAAGUCUCUUACCACCGAGGGCAGCGCCUUCGACUACACUGACCGUGAUGUUAUCCUUUACAACCUGAGCUUGGGUGCCAAGCGCACUGACCUGCCCCUGGUGUACGAGAACAGCGAGCACUUCCAGGCUCUGCCCUCAUACGGUGUGAUCCCUUGGUUCAACACCCAGACCCCGUGGAACAUGGAUGAUAUCGUGAAGGACUUCUCUCCCAUGAUGCUGCUCCACGGUGAGCAGUACAUGGAGGUCCGCAAGUUCCCCAUCCCUACCACCGCCAACACCCUGACCUACCCCAAGCUCAUCGACGUCGUUGACAAGGGUAACGCCGCCCUCGUCGUCGCUGGCUUCACCACCAAGGAUGCCAAGACCGGCGAGGAUCUGUUCUACAACGAAUCGACCGUCUUCAUCCGCGGUAGCGGUGGUUUCGGUGGCUCUCCCAAGCCCACCGCCGUCCGCCCCAAGGGUGCCACCGCAGCCUACAAGGCCCCUCAGCGUGCCCCCGACGCCGUUGUCGAGGAGAAGACCUCCGAGGACCAGGCUGCUCUGUACCGUCUGAACGGCGACCGCAACCCUCUGCACAUCGACCCCGAGUUCAGCAAGGUCGGUGGCUUCAAGACCCCCAUCCUGCACGGUCUGUGCUCGCUCGGUGUUGCGGCCAAGCAGGUCUUCGCCAAGUACGGGGCCUACAAGAACCUCAAGGUCCGCUUCGCCGGUGUCGUGCUGCCCGGUCAGACUCUCAAGACUGAGAUGUGGAAGGAGGGCAACACCGUGCUCUUCCAGGCCACUGUUGUCGAGACUGGCAAGCCCGCCAUCACCGGCGCUGGUGCGGAGCUCCUCGAGGGCGCCAAGGCCAAGCUGUAA